AAAUUUCAGAUGUCUUAUUAAAGCUGAUAUGUACGGUACUAACAACAGAAGCAGAUGCCUCGCCUGAUGUAGAAAAAAGUUGAAAACAGUAGUCUUGUUACCAGUUUCUUAGAUGCAAGCUUCUGUUGUGAAUUGCACAAUACGAUUUUACCACAGUAACGAUACGUCGCAGGUUGAUGUCCCGAGAGUUGCUAAGGGAGCAGAAUUGUAUGAACAAGUAACUCGAGUGCUGCUGGUGAACGGUGAAUUCCCUGUAAAUGUGUUUGGCCUUGAAUUUGCAGACAAUAUAGUAGAGCAUCGUAAAUGGCUCGAUCUUAAUAAGCCUUUAAAACUCCAAAUACCUCCUCAUGUUACUUCGGUUACGUUCAAUUUCAAAAUUAGAUUCUUUGAGCUUGAGCCGCAUAAAAAGAUUGACGGGUUUACACGUCGUUUGUACAUUUCGCAGUUGACUGCAAUGCUGAAAGAUGGAUCAUUAAGACCACAGGUGAACGCAAAAGCGGAUUCUGUCUCCGAAAUUGGUGCUUACAUGCUCUUCAUCUGCAAUGGAAGGUUUUCUCAAAUUGAAGCUGAGCAAGGAGUCUACGCCAAAUACUUGAAGUCUUCGUUUCACCCGGACACCUUCGCUAAAUACCCCUCGUUUGUUCAGAAGAGCCUAGAAAUAUAUCGAAAUUUGCCGAAACUUCUGAGCGAGAAACCUGGAGCUGCAAAACGCAGCCUGGACGAAAUAGCCAAAGAUGUGUUUUUAGAAGCUGUGAGCAAAAUUGACAGAUUUGGGUACCAAUUUUACCAGGGAUCUCAAAUUUCAGAUUCCUCCGCAAUCGAAAUUGGUGUAUCUAUGGAAAAUAUAUCUAUUUUCCAAAAGGAAAAGAUUGUGCGCAACCUUCGAUGGCAGGAGAUUUUAAAACUGGCGUUCAAAAAUGAGCUUUUCACCAUCGAAAUUUACAAUGAGGAAACAAAUCAGAGUCGAAAUGCUGAACCUGAAACUUUGACUUUUAGUCUUAACCACUAUCGCACUGCCAAAGAAUUCUGGCAUACUUGUGUCGACCAUCACUCACUGUACCGUAGCGCACAAGGUGCUUCACCAGUUGGUACUCCGCCCCUAGACAGAGAUAAACAACUACCUAAACGAUCAUCAGAAUCAACGACUGGAGGUCAGACUAUUGGAAGGUCAUCGAACGACUUUCUUUCUAACGGUCAGCCUCCAUCGACCACUAACUUCAGCAACACGAAAACAGCGAGCUCUGCAAUGGGUGGUCAGACAUCCGAGGACCCCAGUGCAGCAACAGAGAGUAAAUCCUCUCAAGACAUGCACGUUGCGACUUUAGCUUACCUUGACCCUAAUUUUUCAGCGAAUCCUCCCCAUUUCAGACGGCAAAAUUUAGAAGUUGUUCCGAACGACCGAGGAAAGUUUGGGUUCUCUUUUGAUGGAGGUGACGGUAAAAGGGUAAUCAUCACCAAAAUUGAUCCCUCUGGAGCGGCGAGAAAAUGCGACCCGCCUCUAAAUGAAGGUGACGAGAUUCUUGAAAUUUUCAAUAAAAAUGCACAAAAGUUGUCUAGUGCUGAAAUAACCAACUUAAUCCGAGAAACAGGAGCGCAAUUUUCUAGCCUCCAGCUUACUGUAUUGACCCAAGUUCCUGAUGAAACUUCAUCACAAACCCCACUGGAAACUAGCAUAAACGAACUGAAAAGUCAAUUGCACUUACAAAGCAAUCUUGCCAAUGCGUUUCAUAAUUUAGAAAAGAAAAAGGUCUCUGCGACAUUCAAAUUUGCGGAGCGGAAUCCACCUCGGAAUCGGUAUAACGACGUUUGGCCUUACGAUGAUACGCGGGUUUCCUUGGUAUCCGAAAAUGACUACAUCAAUGCUAAUUUUGUCAAGGUCCAAAUCCCAGAUGGAAGUUGCUUGAAGUACAUAGCUGCACAGGGACCACUGGACCACACAGUGGAAGACUUCUGGAGGAUGAUUUAUGACCAAAAGAUUUCACAUGUCAUCAUGGUAACGGCACUGAAAGAAAGGGACAUCAGGAAGUGUGCAAAGUACUGGCCCGAAAUAAAUAACCCAACACCGACGGGCGGUAAUGAGUUCAUCAUCGACUGCACAUCGGAACAGCAAAACGACGAAGGUUUCACAACUCGCAAUUUGACUCUCAGGAAAGGUCGCGAAUCCACCGUAGUGCGCGAUGUAAUACAGUGCCAGUUUCACGACUGGCCAGAUCACGGGGUUCCGCAAGGCACUGGAAACUUCUUGAAAUUCAUCCAAAGAAUCCGAGAGUUUAGAAAAAGCAACCCGGCGGAGAACAUAUUGGUGCACUGCAGUGCCGGAAUCGGCAGAACUGGAGUGGUCAUUCUGACAGAAGCUAGUUUCAAACUGAUUGACUUGAAUGAACCACUACCACUGGUCCAGAUUCUGAAGGAAAUGCGCGCCUACCGUCCCCAACUUAUUCAAAACUGGGCUCAGUUCUCGUUCGUAUGCCGGGCAAUUUUAGCUUAUUAUGAAAUUAGACAGCGAAGAUCGACGUCAGUAUCUUCAGGCGUAGGCGUCAAUAGCAAGAAUAGCGUAGGUGUCAACCAAGUCCAGUAGAAUCCCUCUCCUAAAACCCCUUCCGUUAAUAAUUCUUUAUAAAUAAAUAAUUUAAUGCUGAAUUGGAGCGCGUUUUGUGAUGAUAAUAGUGAUAAUGCUGAUGUUUCUUGGUAUCGUCUUUUUCGUUAUUUCGAGAUGCUACAAAUUUUAUUGUCAAAUUUUUGUCGAUUUAUUGAAUGCUUUCAAUUUAAAUUGUCGGCGUUCGCUUUAAUUGAGAGAUCUUAAUAAUACCUUUCCUACUUGCUAUUUGAUUUUUUUUUUCAAAAAAAAGACGGAAAGUUAUUACCUUCACGAAGCAAAUCUGCCGAAUUUUAUUUUGCACAUUGGACCCAAAAUCGAAGAGAAAAUGAGCAACUCAUUUUCGUUCAGAGUGCUUUCAAUUUCAAUUCGAGCUCAAUUUUUAUACAUGCUUAGAGGCGUUUACUGAAAGUUAACUAAUACUAUUUCCAUCUCACGAAAACGUUUCAAACCCAUUAAAAAACACUUUAGACAAAAUUGGCCGGAUUCCUCUAAUUUUUAAAUGCAUUUCAAAUGCCAGCAGUCAACCGUUAAAGUACGAGCGAUCAUUAAGGUGAAUCAAGAUGUAAUUCAAGUAGCAACAAUGGUUGAAAGAGAUUGUUAGUAGGUGGGUUGAUGCAAAUGAAAGGGUUUGAAGCAGUUUUUGCAUGGCAGCAAGAAGCAGGAAACAGCAAUUGUAACAUGCCGUUUGAGCUGUGACGUGUGAUUAAGAAGCAGUGAUUGCAACAGAAAUUCUUCGGUUUGAUCGAGCUUUUCAACUAGAAUUGAGAACAAAGAUUAGUCCUAAUUCAAUUUUUCAAAUCCGUUU
Symsagittifera roscoffensis is the source of this 3404-nucleotide messenger RNA. RefSeq names its product tyrosine-protein phosphatase non-receptor type 4-like. Gene Ontology annotation, cellular component: cytoskeleton. The coding region runs from base 113 to 2578 and encodes 821 amino acids. Gene Ontology annotation, biological process: protein dephosphorylation. Gene Ontology annotation, molecular function: protein tyrosine phosphatase activity; protein binding. Lineage: Eukaryota; Metazoa; Xenacoelomorpha; Acoela; Convolutidae. The record is from RefSeq and is a predicted model, not a curated record. The transcript has a single exon.